Messenger RNA from Panonychus citri (citrus red mite), 842 nucleotides. It is a transcript of the gene uri, whose product is annotated as unconventional prefoldin RPB5 interactor-like. The record is from RefSeq and is a predicted model, not a curated record. Gene Ontology annotation, molecular function: phosphatase inhibitor activity; transcription corepressor activity; chromatin binding. Bases 94 to 627 code for a protein of 177 amino acids. NCBI's taxonomy places the organism in Eukaryota, Metazoa, Arthropoda, Arachnida, Trombidiformes, Tetranychidae. The transcript has 2 exons. Gene Ontology annotation, biological process: negative regulation of phosphatase activity; negative regulation of transcription by RNA polymerase II.
AAGAGAAUCAGCUGAUCGGUUUAGUAAAUUUUUUCUCUUUUCUCUCAUUUCUUUUUCUCAAAAAAUUAACUAAUUGUUUCUUCUAAUUGUUGAAUGGAACCUCAAUUUACUUUGGACAAAUUAAAGAUCAGCCAACAAUGGGCCUUGCAAAUGGCAAAAACUAAAUUAGCCUCAUAUGAUAAUAUAAUCAACGAAUAUGAAUCAUUAAAAGGUAACAUGGAAAUGCUGGUUAAAAAGGUUAAUCAUCCAAUUAUGGUUCCAAUUUGUCACAAUAUGAGAAAGGAAGACGCUCCAUUGGCCUUUAUGCCAGGAAAUCUUGACCACACUAAUCAGGUGAUGGUUUCAUUGGGUGACAAUUGGUUUGCUGACCGGUCGGUUUCUCAGGCCGUUGAAAUUGCCGAAAGAAGAAUUAAGUUUGUCAAAGAGAGAAAAGUCGAAACCGAAAAGGAAAUCGAAUCAAUUAACAAUUGGUUCAAAUUCACCUCACAAUUAGCAGAGGAAUCGAAAGACUUGGUUGAAAUAAUGGAGGAAUAUGAUGAAGAAGCUGAAGCAAAAUGGAGGGAAGAACAUAAAAGAAAAGUUAAAUUGCACAAGGAGCGGGAGAAAUUAAUGAGACAACAAGAGUAAUUAACGAUAAUUAUGGUGAUUAUUUGUUAAUUUAUUUUCCAACAUUUUCUAUUUACAAACAUAAGUUGAUUUAACGAAAGCAAAUUGAUUUAUGUAAGUGAAAAGCUUCAAAUGAAAACGCUAAAAAAAAAGGUCAAACAAAAUGGCCGACAAAUUUUUACCUGUUGGUCUAAUGAACAAUUAAAAUACAUUAUUGAAAUUUAUAUAAAUAUUUA